AAACAAAAAGCAUCUAAACUGUUUUCUCUGCCAUACACACCUCCGAAAUCCUAUAAUACUUCCUUGUUAUAAAAAUUAAUUCAUCUUUAAGUUUCUUGCACAUUUUUAAAAGGAUUAUCUGAAUAAAAAUGUUCAUUUUAAAUUAAUAUUUAAGUAUGUCGUCCCAAUAUCGUAUGCCUUGGAGGGCAAUGAACAUCUUGGAAAACUAUAAAAGCUUUGUAAUUAAAAAUCCAUUGCUUGCUAACGAAAUUGAAGUUGGUUUGAAAUGGACGUCAUAUAUAAUUGCCGGUCGUUUUGGCCGUUCACCUGUUGUGACAGAAUUCAUUCAUUCUGUUUCAAAAUUACUCAAUUUACUAAAUGAUUCUCUUCUCAGAAAAGCUGCUGGUUUACCAAUUCAUGAGGAUCAACUGAUAGAAAAGAUGCAGACAUUUUUGACUGUAAUAGAACAUGCUGAAGUAUUUGCAGAGGUUGCAGCUGCCCGAAUAGCAGGUGCAAGAGGUAGAUGGCUGAUUGUUGUUUUACUCGAGCUUUUUAAAUUUAUUGUUCGCCUUUUUCUAUUGAGACGUGAUCAUAGACUUCUAAUUGUUCCACCCAUUUCCCCUCUUAAUCGACAGAAAGAUAUUCCUCAACUGUGUGGAGGAGAAAAAACUGACUCUUCAAUCACCACUCCUAAGCCUGAAAGGCCAAGUAUUACAUUCACUUUAAAGUCCUCCAAACGAAUUAUGAGGAAAUUAGAAGCUGCUCCACCUUUAGUGUCGCGCACAUGGAAGCUACCCAAAGUUCCUUCUUCAUCUUUAUACGAUACACCUUCACAAUUGGAAGGAAAAUAUUUAACUGCAGAAGUUCUACAUCUAUGUCGUCCAUUAAUGCAUCUUAUUUCAAUGGGUGCGUUUGGGGAGUUUUCUUGGAAACCCUUUUUUGUUGCUUUGGCAUUGGAUGUGACGAGUUUGCAUAUCUUGAGAGAGAAGAAAGAUUACGUAAGAGCUGAGAGGCUGGAAAUGAAUCGCCGUGUAAUGUCUUUCAUUGUGUAUUUGCUGAGAUCUCCUUUUUAUGACCAAUAUUCUAAGACUCAACUAAUUAAUGUUCUUCAAAAGAUAGCCGACAAUUUUUUCGGAAGUGGAAUUAUAAUACGUCCACUGAUUGAGUAUCUUCCUGAGUGGCAGAAGAUUUAUUUCUAUGUUUGGUCUUGAAAAUUUUGUUGGGUUUUUCUGGUUAAAUCCUUUCAUUAUUGUAAUUUUUAAUAAAGUAAAUAUUUAAUGA
Parasteatoda tepidariorum (common house spider) is the source of this 1260-nucleotide messenger RNA. It is a transcript of the gene Pex16, whose product is annotated as peroxisomal biogenesis factor 16. The record is from RefSeq and is a predicted model, not a curated record. Lineage: Eukaryota; Metazoa; Arthropoda; Arachnida; Araneae; Theridiidae.